UGGAAUGGAAGUGAAUAGAAAUGGAUUUCUGGCCAGAGUAUCUAGCGAACAGUUGGGGCAGAGAGUUCAUUGCAGGAGGAUUCGGGGGAGCUGCGGGCGUAAUCUCUGGUUACCCUCUGGACACACUGAGGAUCCGUCUUCAACAACCUUCCAAUCCCACCAGAUCUGCUGUCGGCCUCCUUCGCCGGAUCGUCGCUUCUGAGGGAGCUUCUGCUCUGUACCGUGGCAUGGGCGCUCCAUUAGCCUCUGUCACCUUCCAGAAUGCCUUAGUAUUCCAAACUUAUGCAGUCUUAUCCAGAGCAUUUGAUUCAUCAACCAACAACAUAAAUCCCCCAUCUUACAAAAGUGUGGCAUUAGCGGGCUUUGGAACAGGUGCCCUACAAAGUUUUCUGCUUAGCCCUGUUGAAUUAGUGAAGAUACGCCUCCAAUUACAACAGACAACCGGAGGAUCACCCAAUCACCAUGGAAACGAUCAUUGGAGAAGUCCAACUAGUAUGGCUAAAUACAUUUUCAGAAGAGAAGGGGUGAGGGGAAUUUUCAGAGGACUCAACAUCACUGCCCUUCGAGAUGCACCAGCUCAUGGGUUCUACUUCUGGACCUAUGAGUACACGCGAGAGCAACUCCACCCAGGGUGUCGAAAGAGUGGUCAGGAGAGCCUCAAUACGAUGUUAGUCGCAGGAGGACUUGCAGGGGUUGCCAGUUGGUUGUGUUGCUAUCCAUUGGAUGUGGUGAAAACCAGACUUCAGUCACAAGUACAAUCCCCAUGGGACAAUCCUCCACCCAAAUACCGUGGCAUCAUCGAUUGCUUCCGCAAAAGCGUCCAAGAAGAGGGCUUUCGUGUCUUGUGGAGAGGUUUGGGUACUGCCAUCGUUCGAGCUUUCGUGGUGAAUGGAGCCAUCUUUGCUGCCUAUGAGGUAUCUCUUCGGUGCUUAUUUACCAACAAUAACCAUGGAAGCAUUCAAGCAGAGAAGAACAGACUUUGGGAGAAACCCGUUUAAUUUCCUCCACAGA
Messenger RNA from Telopea speciosissima, 1011 nucleotides. RefSeq names its product mitochondrial arginine transporter BAC2-like. NCBI's taxonomy places the organism in Eukaryota, Viridiplantae, Streptophyta, Magnoliopsida, Proteales, Proteaceae. Gene Ontology annotation, biological process: transmembrane transport. Gene Ontology annotation, molecular function: transmembrane transporter activity. Bases 21 to 998 code for a protein of 325 amino acids. The record is from RefSeq and is a predicted model, not a curated record. The transcript has 2 exons.